Peronospora farinosa is the source of this 267-nucleotide messenger RNA. NCBI's taxonomy places the organism in Eukaryota, Oomycota, Peronosporomycetes, Peronosporales, Peronosporaceae. The record is from the annotation of a GenBank genome assembly.
AUGUCUGACCUUAAGACCAAAUUUGAAGCCGCUGCUGCGCUAGUGAAGACGUUUACCAAGAACCCUACCAACGAUGAAAAGCUCGCUCUCUAUGCCUACUACAAGCAGGCCACUAUUGGUGACAACACGACGCCCGCCCCGGGAAUGUUUGAUCUGACGGGUAAGGCCAAAUGGAAUGCUUGGAACGCCAAAAAAGGUCUGUCCACGGAGGACGCGAUGAAUGCUUAUAUCGAUGAGGUGGAGAAAUUGAAGGCUAUCUACGCUUGA